UUUUUCGUAUUGCAUUUAUACAAAUUUUGUGAAAAAAUUAAAGAACUGAAGCAUCUCAUAAAAUUUGUAAAAUUAUUUUUUUUCAUUAUUGUAUUGAAAUAAAAAGGCGAAACUAUGUCUACAUUAGAUUUGUGCGAAGAGUAUUUCGAAACGCGGGAUGCUUACAAAGUCUUUGGUGUAUCAAAUACCGCCACAGAAAAAGAAUUAAAAAAGGCUUAUUAUAAAAUAUCUUUGCUCGUUCAUCCAGAUCGUGUACCAGAAGAAGAAAAAGUAAGCGCCACAGAAAAAUUUAAAGUACUCUCUAAAGUCUAUCAAGUCUUAAUGGACAAAGACAAGAGAGAAUUGUAUGAUGAACAAGGAAUUAUCGAUGAUGACGAUGACAUCUUGGAAACUAAAUUGAAUAAUUGGCUAGAAUUAUGGCGGAAAAUUUUUCAACCAAUUACUAAAGAGGCAAUAGAAAAUUAUGAGAAGACCUAUAUAAAUUCGGACUUAGAAAGGUCCGACAUACGUAAAGCGUAUUUAUCCAGUAAGGGCAGCAUUGAUAAAAUUAUAAAUGAAGUUCCAUUUUUAAAAGUGGAUGAUGAAGAUCGCUUGCAGAAGAUCGUACGCGAAAUGAUUGCGGAUGAAGAGGUCCCAGAAUAUAAAAUAUUUACUGAAGAACCGGCUCGGAAACGUAAAAAGCGUCACCAGAAAUAUGCUAAAGAGUCAAGAGAAGCGGAAAAGCUCGAAGCAAAACUAAGGGCUAAAGAGAAAGAAACUGAAAUGGAUACAAAAUUGAAUGACGGUCAUAGUGGUGUUGGCAGUUUGGAACAAACAAUACUGGCUCGCCGGCAAGCACGGGAAAAUAAUUUCAAUUCUUUAAUGGAAAAGUUAACGGAACGUUAUGGUAACGACGACGAGGAUGAAGUCAUAGAUUUGGCCAGUUUGGGGCGACGUAAGAAAAACGUAAAGAAUACUUCUCGAAAGCUCACUAAAAAGGGAAAAGCAGCAGAUUUACAGAGCGGCGUUAAAGAGGGAAAAAUUAAGAAACUUAAAUCGAAAAAAUAGACUUUUUAGUCAGUCAUACAUUUCGUUAAAUUUACGUUUAAUUCAAAAUUUGUAAUAAAAAUACAGAAAAGCGACGAGAGAGAGAGGGUUGGCUAAGAAAACAUGGAAAAUGUAGUCAAGUUUAAUUUUGGUAAACAUAAUAGUAGGGUAGUUUAGAUUAUUUUGCAAAUAUUAGUCAUAGAUGUAAAUGUCUAUGGGAACUAUCAAUAGGAGUGUUGCGCAUAUAUUCUUGAGCAAGAUGAGUGAAGGAAUCGAUUUCUUUGGGGCCUAUGCUUAUGAGCAGAAAUUUUAGGCAGAAGUAUCAAGUGUAUUUUAGCAAGGCGAAUGACCAUUCAUAAAUAAGAAGAAGAAUAUAAAUAAAAAUUUUUUUGAAAAGUUACGAGAGAUUACAGUGUCUAGUGAUUAGUCCGGUAAAAUUUGCGAUAUAA
Glossina fuscipes is the source of this 1475-nucleotide messenger RNA. Its product is annotated as J domain-containing protein CG6693. Lineage: Eukaryota; Metazoa; Arthropoda; Insecta; Diptera; Glossinidae. The record is from RefSeq and is a predicted model, not a curated record. Gene Ontology annotation, cellular component: cytoplasm; nucleus. The transcript has a single exon. Gene Ontology annotation, molecular function: heat shock protein binding. The coding region runs from base 115 to 1047 and encodes 310 amino acids.